Molecule: messenger RNA, 3204 nt
Organism: Otolemur garnettii (small-eared galago)
Lineage: Eukaryota; Metazoa; Chordata; Mammalia; Primates; Galagidae
Gene: RGSL1
Product: regulator of G protein signaling like 1
Exons: 20
Coding region: 1-3204 (1067 amino acids)
Source: RefSeq, a predicted model, not a curated record
AUGAGCAAUGCUGAGAUAAUUGCUUCUACUAAUCUUAUAAUUCUGCUAGAGGAUGAAGUGUUUGCUGACUUUUUCAACACAUUUCUUUCUCUUCCGGUUUUUGGUCAAACACCAAUGUAUACAGUUGAAAAUUCGCAGUGGAGCUUGUGGCCAGAAAUUCCUUCUGACACAGUUGCCAAGUACAAAGGAUUAUUGACCUGGUUGGAGAAAUAUCGGUUACCUUUCUUCUGUAAAACAAACUUGUGUUUCCAUUAUAUUCUCUGUCAGGAGCUUAUCAGUUUUAUUAAAUCCCCAGAAGGAGGUGAAGACUUGGUGGAUUUCUGGAUCCUUGCUGAGAAGAUCUUGAGCAUAGAUGAGACAGAUAUAGAAGUGAGAGACUACUAUCUCUCCCUGCUUCUCAUGCUGAAGGCCACCCAUCUGCAGGAGGGUUCCAGGGUGGUGACACUCUGCAGAAUGAACAUAAAGUCCCUCUUGAACCUCUCCAUCUGGCAUCCUAACCAGACCACCUCCAGGAGGGAGAUCCUAAGCCACAUGCAGAAGGUGGCUCUGUUCAAACUCCAGAGUUAUUGGCUUCCCAACUUUUACACCCAUGCCAAAAUGGCCAUGGCCAAGGAGGAAGCAUGCCAAGGUCUGAUGCAGGAAUAUGAGACUCGCCUGUGCAGUAUUUGCUGCUCCCACACAGGGGGACUCCCUCUGAACAUGACCAUCAAGAAGAAUGACCACUUUCAGAAGGAGUACUCGAGCAGGAAAACCAAGAGGAAGAUGUGGCAGUUGAUAAAUCCUGGCUCUUGGUUUCUGGAAAUGGACUGUGAGCCAGAUACCAACAUUGUGCCCCCACAGGAGAGGAGGCCUCAAGAAAAGGUGGUUAAACAAAUGCCUCCCCUGAGAGUGGCUUCUUCAAAGGAGAAAAUAAUCAAUCUCCCUGAAAAGCGUAGUCACUCUGCUAGGAAGUUGAGCAUGAAGAAGAAAGCUAAGCGUCACCUCCAUAUGGAGGGCCUCUUUGAGACAAAGUUCACUACUCACCUGAGGAUUGCCACUCCCUUCACACAUUACUCCUCCCAGGUAACUAUGAAGAGGGCCAUCAAGCAAAGCCUCUGCAUUGGGUAUACCCACUGGGCCUUGUGUGCUGAUGCUUAUGCAGGGAGUCCUUUCCGGAGCCACCUGAAAAAACAGAAUUUGAAAGUGGAAACUCAACUUCUGGACCUCUGGCAGGACCUGCACCAUUUCCUCGGUGUCCUGAUGAACAACAGAAAGAAUGGGAAUGCCGUAUUUCGUCACAUGCUGGGUAACAGAAUCUGUGAGCUCUACCUGAAUGAGCAGAUUGGUCCACCCUUACCACUCAAAUCCCAGAUCAUCCAGGGCCUAAAGGAAUUGCUGCCUUAUGGGAAUGUGAACCCCUGGAUUCCCAAAGCCCAGAAGGAAAUCUGCAAGAUACUUAGGCCCUGGUAUGACGAAUUCCUGAAUGAAGAGGACUACUGUUUUCUCUCUUUUACAACUCAGAACAGGCUAAUCAGUUCCAUACGGCCUAAAAGAGACACGAUAAGCAAAGAAGAGAACAUUCUUCUUUGUAAGAGGGUUCAGGAAUCUCUGGAGUUAAGCCAUGCUUUGGCUACCACAGAGAAAAUGGAUUCUAUGCAGUGGCAAAAGAUAGCUACUGAAGACCUGAGACAAGGAGGGUCUCUCCAGGUAGAGCUGUCACCACCAAUGUUUCUAGUAGACAUAAGCAAAAUGUCCUUUGAGGAACUCUGCUGUAAGUAUCCAAAGAUCGCCAUAGAGAAGAUAAGCGAUGACUAUAAAACAUAUUGUGAGAGAGCUCCUCAUAUAGAUUAUCCAGUAGAAAUUGUCAAGGAACCAAAAGUAGUACGUUUAUCCUUAUCAAGAAAAAUGUCUGUCUUCAAAAAAAGUGGUCUAAGAAAGCCUUCAAUGAGACCCAGAAACAUGACAGAAGUCCUCCUAAAUUCACAGCACGUGGAGUACUUCCGGGAGUUCCUCAAAGAACGGAAGGCUGAAAGCCCAUUGGACUUCCUGGUAGCUGUACAGAGGAUUGUCAUAGAAACCAAUGAAAAAGCUUAUAAGUCUCUUCUGGAAAAUUUACUCAAGACUUUUUUCCAAAGCGAUGUCUCUCCUGAGGAAAUACUGCAGUGUGAUGCCCCGCUUAUCAGAGAAGUCGCAAACAUGCGUCAUGUCAGCACAACCAUGUUGUUAAUGCUGCAGAGCUUUAUCAUGAAAUCAGUGGAAGAAAAGUGGUUUAAAGAUUACCAAGAACUGUUUCCAGCUCGUCCUGUGGAGACAGAAACACAAAUUCAACCUUCGCCUAGGAAGCCCUCAAGAACAGCAACAACUCACCUGCAGGAAUCCCAGAAGAGAGGCUGGAUGAAAAUGAUCAACUUUAUCAGAAGCUUUUGCAAGUACCGCAGAUUUAUGUCGGAUCCUAAUAAGCGCCAGGAAUUUGAAGACUUUCUUCACUUGGAAAUGCAAAUUAGCAAAGACAAUUUCUCUGUAUCGACCAACACGUCAGGACGUUCAGCCCUUUUUCCCGCGAAUGUCCGGAAUAUAGAACAAGAGAAUGGAGAAAUGACCUUUGUAAAGCGUCGUAUAUAUGGCCACAGGCUUAUCACUGUUAACUUUGCAAUCAAUGACAUCUAUUUCUUUUCUGAAAUGGAGAAAUUUAACGAUUUGGUGAGUUCAGCUCAAAUGCUGUUGGUCAACCGAACGUACAGUGAGAAUGAUGUGCUUCUAAUGCGAUCCAAAAUUAACAUUAUCUUAAAGCUCUUCCUGCAUUCUGACAUCCCUCCAAAGCUGAGGGUGAAUAUCCCUGAGUCGCAGAAGGAUUCCAUAAUUACUGCCAUCACAGAGGGCCAUCUAGACCGGAGUAUCUUCCAUGGGGCUAUCAUGAGUCUCUUCCCUGUCGUUAUGUACUUCUGGAAAAGGUAUUGUGCCUGGAAGGUGAUUACCUCUUACUUUCAGUACCUGGGGAAGAAGGUCAAGGAAAGAAAAGGUCCUCCCAAAACUACAUACAAGUACCCUCCUUCAACUGGAGAAGACCAAGCCAUCUUAAGGUUCACCUUGCUAAGAGGCAUUGAAUGGUUGCGGCCUCAACAUCGAGAAGUAACAAUAAAUUCAGUCCAAAAUUCUUCAUCAAGCAACCUUACCCACUCAGGACUCACAUUACCCACCGUGCAGAUGUGUCCUGUCCCGGGGUAG